Molecule: messenger RNA, 1297 nt
Organism: Neltuma alba
Lineage: Eukaryota; Viridiplantae; Streptophyta; Magnoliopsida; Fabales; Fabaceae
Product: proline-rich receptor-like protein kinase PERK12
Biological process (GO): protein phosphorylation
Molecular function (GO): protein kinase activity; ATP binding
Source: RefSeq, a predicted model, not a curated record
GGCCGUCCAUGAUGCAUCGCAUAUACCGCCAAAUACGAAAGCAGGUGAUAUGCGUUACUACGGACUGCAGCCCCUGCAAGAUGACCCCUACAAAAAUGGGAGCCAAACGGGAAGUGUGCAAUCUUUGGGAACUUCAGAGACAGUGCAGCCCAUGAGUGCCCAGACUGCUUUUAGCUAUGAAGGUAUUAUGGAGAUAACAAAUGGGUUUUCUAGUCAAAACAUUAUUGGAGAGGGGGGAUUUGGUUGCGUUUACAAGGGUUGGCUGGCAGAUGGAAGAGUUGUAGCAGUCAAGAAGCUGAAGGCGGGCAGUGGGCAAGGCGAUCGGGAAUUUCGUGCAGAAGUGGAGAUUAUCAGUCGUGUUCAUCAUCGACAUUUAGUAUCGUUAGUCGGUUAUUGCAUAUCCGAGCAGCAAAAGAUUCUUAUGUACGAGUUUGUUCCCAAUGGAACGCUCGAUCAUCACUUGCACGGAAAAGGAAUGCCAGUGUUAGAUUGGGCCAAGAGGGUGAAGAUAGCAAUUGGUGCCGCAAGAGGUCUGGCAUAUCUGCAUGAGGAUUGCCACCCAAAGAUUAUCCACAGAGAUAUAAAGUCAGCAAAUAUACUUUUGGAUGAUGCUUAUGUGGCAAAGGUUUCGGACUUUGGACUUGCGAGGCUAACAGAUGAUGCCGAUACUCAUGUAUCAACUCGUGUCAUGGGAACCUUCGGGUACAUGGCUCCAGAGUAUGCAACAAGUGGAAAGUUAACAGAUAGGUCGGAUGUCUUCUCCUUUGGAGGUCUCCUAGAGCUUUUGACUGGAAGGAAACCAGUUGAUCAAACUCAACCACUGGGAGAAGAGAGUUUGGUUGAGUGGGCCAGACCUCAUCUCAUUCAUGCAGUUGAUACUGGUGACUUCAACAAACUAAUAGACACAAGGCUUGAAAAUCAUUAUGUGGAGAGCGAAGUACUUAGAAUGAUUGACGCAGCUGCAGCAUGUGUUCGCCAUUCUGCUCCAAAACGGCCCCGGAUGCUUCAGGUCGUAAGAGCCUUAGAUAGUGGCAGUGAACCAGUUGACCUAUCCAACGGAGUGAAAUAUGGUCAGAGCACUGCUUAUGAUUCUGGACAGUAUGAUGAAGAAAUUAUGAGAUUUAGGAUGAUGAAUGGUGUAAGCUUUAGCAGUUCUGAAUUUGAUUUGUAUGAUGAAGAAUAUAGUUCAAGAGAACUAUCCGGCUUCCGACGUGCAUUUGCUCGGGCUGGUUCGGGUGGCGAGUCCAGCUCUCAAGCUUUCAGCAAAGGUGGGAGCAGUGGGCAAACGAAGGAAUGA